This is a messenger RNA of Papilio xuthus (Asian swallowtail), 2828 nucleotides long. Its product is annotated as transmembrane channel-like protein 3. The record is from RefSeq and is a predicted model, not a curated record. Gene Ontology annotation, molecular function: mechanosensitive monoatomic ion channel activity. The transcript has 16 exons. Gene Ontology annotation, cellular component: plasma membrane. The coding region runs from base 214 to 2523 and encodes 769 amino acids. NCBI's taxonomy places the organism in Eukaryota, Metazoa, Arthropoda, Insecta, Lepidoptera, Papilionidae.
AUAAAUUCGACAAAAAUAAACAGAAAAAUGUAAUAUAAAAACUUUACGUGCCAAUUAUGUAUAACAUGUUUUAUCUUAUCGUCUAAAGGCAAUAGAUCUAUAUAAAUAAUAGAUAAUAAUAGAUUGUCAAGGAACUAUUGUAAAUAAUCAGUAAGAGUUAUAAGUAAGCUUGACUUUUUAAAAUUGCUUAAGCAUUUCCUUAGUUUUAUAAGGAUGGAAGAUCAAGUUGAGGAAAUUGAGUUAAAGCCAGUGACUGUAAGGCGUACUUUCACUCUGAGGAACAAUGUGGCGCGGCAGGUGGCUGUUAAUUUCAUGCCAUCUAGGCAAAUCCCGUAUGGUACACUACGACUACGCCGCAGCAACUCUGACAGCGAGGCGCUGCUGGCGGGCGGUGCUGAUAGCGACCGGCAGGCUGAUAUCAUCGUGCGCGAAAUGGAGCAGCUGCAGCGUCUCAUGGAGGAUAACCCCGUCUCCGAGGAGCUUAGGAGAGAGGCGCUGCGCGACUUGCCUCAGGGUCUGACGAUGAAGCGUACGGUACGCGCCAAGCUGUCCGCCUCCGUCAGCCUGCGCUCCAAGCACCGCCCCAUCUCAUUCUACAAGCGGCUCAAGUACAGGAUCAGCUUUGCUAUGAAGAAGGGUCGUGAUCGUAUCAGUGAGUUGAUAUUUUCGAUCGAGCCGUGGCACGAGGCGAUCCGGCACGUGGAGGGUCAGUUCGGUUCCGCGGUGGGCUCCUACUUCCAUUUCCUGCGCUGGUUGUUCGCGAUCAAUCUGCUGCUGGCCAUGCUGCUGGUCUGUUUCGUGGUGGUGCCGCAAGUUCUGCAUGAUCAAGAAAAUAAUAAUAAAACUGGGAGUAUGGGUUUUUUAGACUUCGUCAGUGGUAAGGGUGGUUUUGAAGACAGCGUGUUAUUCUACGGGCACUAUCACUGGGGCGACGUGUCCGCGCUGGGCCCGCUUACCUACAACAUGCCCUUCGCCUAUUUCUUCACAAUGUUCUCUCUCUACUUCUUCUUCUUUGCUAUUCUCUGCUAUAGAACGGCGUAUUCGUAUCGACGUAAUUUUAUAGAGAUAGCCGGCGGUCUUAGCAAUGUAUUUGCUACCAAAGUAUUUUGCGGUUGGGAUUUUGGCAUCGUGUCGCAGCACGCGGCCUCUCUCAAUGCUUCCAGUAUCUACAAUGAAUUCAAGGAGUUGCUGAGCGAGCAGAACAAGAAGCAUGUGACGAUGUCAUUGUGCAGGAGAGUGUGUCAGUACAUGGUGAACGUGACGGUGACGCUGUGCGUGCUGGCGCUGGUGGCCGCGCUGCAGUACGGCCUCUGGCAACUCCUGGCUCUCGACACUCAACUACAGCAUUGGGAGAUAUUCGUCUCCUUGAUCAUCACAUUUGUGAUAGCUCUCUGUCCAUUGCUCUUCAAUUUGAUUGUCAGAGUGGAGUACUACAAGGCGCGCACCGCACUGUACGUGACGCUGGCACGCACUGGCUUGCUGGACAUCAGUACACUCACCUUGCUGCUGGUCUACUGGUCGCAAUCCGGCACACCGUGCUGGGAGAGCGCGGUGGGGCGGGAGACGUACCGGCUCGUGCUGCUGGACUCUCUGGUAUCUUUGUUCCUCCUACCGCUUGUUGAGUUCGCUAGAGGUUUCAUUUUUAAGAUGAGCAGCAGCAGCAGCAGCAGCAGUACGGGGCCGGAGUUCAACCUGUCGUAUAAUUCUCUGACGCUGGUGUACAACCAGGGCGUGGUGUGGGUGGGCGCGGCGUGGUGCCCGCUGCUGCCCGCCGCGCUCGCGCUCAAGUUCCUGCUGCUCUUCUACGUGAAGCGGGAGUGCGCCCUGCGCGCCUGUCAGCCCGCCAGGAAGGUGUGGCGCGCUGCGCAGACGCAGACAGUGCUGUACAUGCUGGUCACAUUGUCUCUCUUCGUCACACUCUUCGCCAUCGGCAGCCUCUUUCUGCGCGGGUCAUCAGAAUGGUGCGGACCAUUGAUGAGGUACAGCGCGGUGUGGGGCGUGGUGAGCGAGGGCGUGCUGCGGCUGCCGGACCGCCCCGUGCUGCACGCACUCCUCGCCUUCCUCACAAGACCCGGCGUCAUCGCUUUCCUCUUCCUCUCUCUCUGCGUGGCGACGUACUUGAUGCGUGCGCGUGCGCGUGCGCAGCGCUCCAUGGUGGGCAUCCUGCGGCGCAUGCUGGUGCUGCAGGCCAAGGACAAGGACUUCCUGCUCGCCGCUAUAGACAAGGUCUCCAAUGGAGAAUGGCUGUACAAUCCUCGCGAGGAGGAUCAAUCGGCGGACAGCCACACGCUGAAGUACCUGCAGGAGGUCCGCAAGCCCUCCAACGCGGCGUACCACUUCGACGUCACCCGCCUCAACCACUCGGAGCCCCGCCCACAUCGCGCGGAGACACGCCCACAUCGUCCUCACUCCCACCACGUGGCCACACGCAGGACCAGCGAGGAUGGCGACACUGACAGCUCCUUCAGCUGGCAGGGAUCCGCCACCUGCUUGAACAACACUAACGACGAUAAAUUACAGUAGCAGCAAGAGUUACGACAGACGAUGACCGAGUGGUGGGGGCAAACUUGUCAUUUUUUUAUUUCAAAUACUAUAUCGAAAUGUCCAAUUUUUAUUGAUUUAUUACUUUACAAGUUAUCUAUCUUUUAUAGGCUGCUGAAAUCCUAGUAUUUACGAUGUCUCUAAGCGGGGGAGGGGGGGUGCAGGUCCAGAUCAGUGGUUUCUUCAAAGUAUAAUGUAUUCCGACGCGACUAAAAUAAAAUUUACGUAUUCGGGACCUACUGGUUGGGAAAUUAAAAUAUAUUUCAUUUGAAUUUAAACGACAAAUA